Molecule: messenger RNA, 3572 nt
Organism: Pyrgilauda ruficollis (rufous-necked snowfinch)
Lineage: Eukaryota; Metazoa; Chordata; Aves; Passeriformes; Passeridae
Gene: PIK3R2
Product: phosphoinositide-3-kinase regulatory subunit 2
Exons: 16
Coding region: 544-2727 (727 amino acids)
Biological process (GO): phosphatidylinositol phosphate biosynthetic process; insulin receptor signaling pathway
Cellular component (GO): phosphatidylinositol 3-kinase complex
Molecular function (GO): 1-phosphatidylinositol-3-kinase regulator activity; protein binding
Source: RefSeq, a predicted model, not a curated record
GGAUAGAUUCGGGCAGUUCCGUUCUCUCUCGUCUGCUGUCGGCUGUUUCCGGGGCGGGUUCGGGCCGUUCCGGCGGCGCUCGGGCCUGUCCAAGGCUCCGCCGGGCCGGAGGCAGCAGCGGGCUGGAGGCGAGCGGCGGCGGAUGGGGCCGGCGGAGAGGCACUGGAAAAGGGAACAUAGCGUGCCACGCUGUUCCAGGCUGGAAGCCUAUUGUGCUUUUCCUCCCCAGACUCCAAGAGACUGGCUUUUUUGGUGAAACAGACCCUGAUCUCGGGUUUCUUUGCUGCAUGCCCUCUCACCAGUGCUGGAUUAUGUUUGUCUCUUUCUCCCUUUGCUCCAUAAUUUGGUUGAAUCGUGGUUUCAAGCUGAGGAAAAGGGGCUGCACUUAAGCGCUCCUGGGCACCCAAACCAGGCUCCUGGGGUGCCGGUUCACACAGAGACAGUUCAGAGUGCUGAUGGGGGAGAGCUGCCUCUGAGGGCCCUCCUCUCCCACCUGGAACGUGCUGCCUCACCCUUCAGAGCCCUUCUCCCCCAGCAGAGAGGAUGGGCAGCACCGACGGCUUCCAGUACCGCGCGCUCUACCCCUACCGCAAGGAGCGCGAGGAGGACAUUGACCUGCUGCCCGGGGACAUCCUGGUCGUGAGCAAGGGGGCCCUGCAAGCCUUGGGCUUCAAAGAUGGAGAUGAGCAGACCCCCAAUCAGAUCGGGUGGAUCCUGGGCGUCAACGAGCGCACCAAGCAGAAGGGGGAUUUUCCUGGCACCUACGUGGAGUACGUGGGGCCGGUGAAAAUCGCUGUCCCCUCACACCGGCCCCGGGUGCAGAGACCCCUGCCUGCCACACCGGGCGCCAGCGGCUGCCGGCUGCCCGAGGCUCUGGAGCAAGGGUCUCCUCUCCCAGACUUGCAGGAGCAGUUCAGCCCUCCCGAGAUUGCUCCGCCGCUCCUGGUGAAGCUGGUGGAAGCUAUUGAGAAGAAAGGGUUGGACAGUGAGAUGUUGUACAGGACAUCUGGCUCCGAACUGAGGCAGGCGCUGAGAACCGAUUGGACCCUGGGUGACCUGGAGCCCCUGGACGUGCACUCCCUGGGCGAGGCACUGCGAGGUUACCUGCAGGACCUGCCCUCCCCCGUGGUGCCAGUGUCAGUGCAUGGAGAUAUCCUUCGCAUCCUGCAGGAGAUCCCCCAGCCAGAGAAUUGCCGGAAGCAGCUGCUGCUGGCCCUGGAGUCGCCUGCGGUCCCGCUCCAGAACACGCUCACCCUGCAGUUCCUGCUCCGGCAUCUGGGGAAGGUAUCGCAGCAGGCCGAGAGCAACAGCCUCCACCCUCGGGCCCUGGGAGAGAUCUUCGGCCCCCUUCUCCUCCGGCUGCCUGGCGCCAGCCCAGAGCUGAGCCCUGACUUCUCUGUGCUGUUUCUGGAGACACUUCUGCAGACGAAGGAGCUGGAACCAGAACAAUUGCCUCCAGCCCUGCCUCCUAAACCGCCGAAGCCGAAGCCCAGCGCAGCCAGCCUGGCCAACGGGAACAACGCGCCCUUGCAGGACGCCGAGUGGUACUGGGGGGACAUCUCUCGGGAGGAGGUGAAUGAGAAGCUCCGGGACACACCAGAUGGGACCUUCUUGGUGCGUGAUGCCUCCAGCAAGAUCCAGGGGGAAUACACACUCACACUCAGGAAGGGAGGCAAUAACAAGCUGAUCAAGAUCUUCCAUCGGGAAGGCAAGUACGGCUUCUCGGAGCCCCUGACUUUUGGCUCGGUGGUGGAGCUCAUCACCCACUACCGGCACGAGUCGCUCGCCCAGUACAACGCCAAGCUGGACACCAGGCUGCUCUACCCCAUCUCCAAGUACCAGCAGGACCAGGUGGUGAAGGAGGACAGCGUGGAAGCUGUGGGGGAGCAGCUGAAGGUUUAUCACCAGCAGUACCAGGACAAGAGCUGGGAGUACGACCUGCUGUAUGAGGAGUACACACGUACGUCCCAGGAGCUGCAAAUGAAGAGGACAGCAAUCGAGGCCUUCAAUGAGACGAUCAAGAUCUUUGAGGAGCAGUGUCAGACACAGGAGAAGUGCAGCAAGGAGUACAUCGAGCGCUUCCGGAGGGAGGGCAACGAGAAGGAGGUGCAACGGAUCCUCAUGAACUCGGAGAAGCUCAAGUCCCGCAUCACAGAGAUCCACGACAGCAAGAUGAAGCUGGAGCAGGACCUGAAGAAACAAGCCUCGGAGAACCGGGAGAUCGACAAGCGCAUGAACAGCCUCAAGCCAGACCUGAUGCAGCUGCGCAAGCUGCGGGACCAGUACUUGGUGUGGCUGACGCAGAAGGGUGCCCGGCAGAAGAAGAUCAACGAGUGGCUGGGCAUCAAGAACGAGACGGAGGACCAGUACUCCAUGAUGGAUGACGAGGAGGAGCUGCCCCACCACGAGGAGCGGACGUGGUACGUGGGGAAGAUCAACCGUGUGCAGGCAGAGGAGAUGCUGUGUGGGAAACGGGACGGCACCUUCCUGAUCCGUGAGAGCAGCCAGAAGGGCUGCUACGCCUGCUCCGUGGUGGUGGAUGGUGACACCAAGCACUGCGUGAUCUACAAGACGGCGACGGGCUAUGGGUUUGCUGAACCCUACAACCUCUACGCCUCCCUCAAGGACCUGGUCUUGCACUACAAGCACACGUCCCUGGUGCAGCACAAUGACUCCCUGAAUGUCACUCUGGCUCACCCGGUCCUUUCCCAGCCACCAGCCAGAUGAGCAGCCCAUGCACAACACAACAGCUGCCUUCAGCUUCUCCCCAGGGCGCUGCUUUCUGGCUCUGGACUCUUGCACCCUGUAUAGUUGAGUCUCUGUGCUCCUGCUCCUUCAGAGCCUCUGAGAUGUCUGUGACCGUUUCUGAUGUCCCUCUUGGUCAGUAGCUGAAACCCGUGUUGGCUGAUGGGACAGAAAGGCUGGGCUGUAGAUUUGCAGUGGGCUCCAGCCUCUAGGAGGUGGGAUCCAGAUGUGAUUGAAUUGCUGGGGGUGAGCACAGCCCCCUCCCCUUCCCUAAUAAGCAGGUCAGAUCCCCUUCUUGCUGGCAGGUCGCCCCACUACGCAUCACUGUAGAGCUUUGGUUCUUGAUUCCUCGGUGCUGACCGAGGGGUUCCCUGCCUGGACACCAGAGGAGGCAGAGGAGGAGGAGGCUCCACUGAGCGUGUGCAUCCUUCACUCUGGCUUCCCUCGGUGGCCUCGCAGGCUGUGAUGGUGUCUGGUACGAGGGGUGCUGCUCUUGCAUGCAGAGACAUUUAGGAAGGAGAAACCUCAUCCUCAGUGAGGCUCCCUGGCUGAGAUCUUCGCUCUGUGCUGUGCCCCACCUGGCCACCAUUCCCUCUUGUCAUAACCACCUCUGGAGUGUUGCUGCCUGGGCAGGGAGGAUCUGCUUAGCCGUGAAUCUCCUGCCUUAGUUGUGCCAACGAAGCUGUGAAAUCCGUGUUGGUACCCGUGUUUUCCUGGCAGGAUCUGUGGGAUGCACAGCUCGUUGUUUCCGGCCGGUUUCGGUGACUCUCUGCACACGUAACCCAUUGAAGCUGACUGUAGCUCUGUAAAUAUGGUUCUUUUUGUGA